Molecule: messenger RNA, 1563 nt
Organism: Penaeus vannamei (Pacific white shrimp)
Lineage: Eukaryota; Metazoa; Arthropoda; Malacostraca; Decapoda; Penaeidae
Source: RefSeq, a predicted model, not a curated record
AUGGUCCACGUGGUCGUGUUCCAAAACGACCCGAGACCUUUUUUUGAAGCGGUCUCCCUCCAGUGGAAUCCCCAGUACCUGCUUUUCUUUAGCGCGUCGAACGUGACCAAGAAUAACUUACUACUGGAAGAUACCUUCAAGGGCAUCGAGAGGUUACUGCUUGUUGAGAAGACGUACCUAACAAGCUCUGCUAGUAGGCCCGUGUCAGGAAUGUUCACCUCGUUUCCGUUUGAAGAGAGAAAGAUCAAAUCUAUUGGCAUCUGGAGCAACACGAAGUUUGCCUCAAAGGAAGACCUCUUCGUCGACCGCUUCGAGUCGUUCAGAGGUUACGAGUUCCAGCUCGGAACGUGGUUGGACGAUUACCCGUACCUCUAUCAGUCGAAGACGAAGCCGGAGGGUUACGGCGAUGGCUUAGAGGUUGAGAUGCUCGACGCCAUGGCCAGAGUGCUCGACUACAAAUACAACUUAACGAAGGAAUCGCCAGACAUGAUGUGGGGGGCGUUCGAAAAUGGCUCAUGGAACGGGAUGCUGGGGAUGGUGCACCGCAAGGAGAAGAACUUCACCGUCAACUACUUCGUCAUCACAGGCGAGAGAGUCGACGCCUUCGACGCCUCUGUGUCCUACUGGAUGGAGGGAUUCGGGAUGUCGUUGAUGUCCCCGCCGCCGCUUCCGAAGUGGAGGGGAGCUUACUAUUCUUUCACGCCCUUCGUAUGGCUCUCCCUCGCCGUCACCUUCGUCCUCGUCUUGAUUAUUAUAUCAAUACAGGAUAUGCUACAGCCCGAGCCUUUCUUGGGUGGCGUGGGCUCCACGUGGCCGUACCUCCUGCGGGCGAUGUUCAACAACAGCAUCCCGCGCCUGCCGAAGGCCCACUGGCAGCGCCUGUUCGUGGGGUCGUGGUGGCUGUACUGCUUCAUCCUGACCACCGCCUACACGGCCAACCUCAUCGCCUUCCUCACCAUCCCGGUCUUCCCCGGACGCAUCCAGACCGUCCAGCAGCUCGCCGAGAGCGAUUACAGGUUGACUCUUUUUCUGUCUCUCUGUCUGUAUGUCUGUCUACUGUUCGUGCCAGGAGCCCUGAAGACGUCUAAGGACCCUCACUACAGGGCCCUCGGCGAUAAGAUGGACCUGUUUCAGAACUACAAUGACUCCGUAUUCCCCAUGCUGGACGGGACGUACGCCUACAUCGAGAGCUUCUCUUAUAACCGCAUUCUUGUUUAUGUGGAAUAUAAGGUGGAGAACUCAUACAUGCUGAGGGAGCAACUGUACCCCGGCCACCUGUGCUGGUACUUCCAAAAGAACACGGCCUGGAAGUACAAGUUCGACCAUGGGAUACGGCGUCUGGUGGAGUCCGGUCUGAUCGCACACUGGAUCAAGGUCAAAACCGAAGACUUCCUGGGCCGUGACUUCGAGCGCAAGCAACAGCUUCGGGCAAAGGAGAGGGAAAACCAAGCCCUGAGCCUCGAGCACCUGCAGGGCGUGUUCUUCAUCCUCGCCAUGAGCUGGGCGGCGGGCGGCCUCGUGUUCGCCGGCGAGGUCCUGCGACACCGGUGUGAUCUCGACUGA